Molecule: messenger RNA, 1171 nt
Organism: Nothoprocta perdicaria
Lineage: Eukaryota; Metazoa; Chordata; Aves; Tinamiformes; Tinamidae
Gene: GTF2A2
Product: general transcription factor IIA subunit 2
Exons: 4
Coding region: 31-360 (109 amino acids)
Biological process (GO): RNA polymerase II preinitiation complex assembly; transcription initiation at RNA polymerase II promoter
Cellular component (GO): transcription factor TFIIA complex
Molecular function (GO): TBP-class protein binding; RNA polymerase II general transcription initiation factor activity
Source: RefSeq, a predicted model, not a curated record
UCGCCGCUAGCGCGGGCGCUGCCGCCGGCCAUGGCCUACCAGCUGUACCGCAACACCACGCUGGGCAACAGCCUGCAGGAGAGCCUGGACGAGCUCAUCCAGUCGCAACAAAUCACUCCUCAGCUGGCCCUUCAGGUGCUGCUUCAGUUCGAUAAAGCCAUAAACGCGGCGCUGGCGCAGCGCGUCAGGAACAGAGUUAACUUCAGGGGAUCUCUGAACACAUACAGGUUCUGCGACAAYGUGUGGACAUUUGUACUGAAUGAUGUUGAAUUUAGGGAGGUCACUGAACUUGUGAAAGUGGAUAAAGUGAAAAUUGUAGCAUGUGAUGGAAAAAACACUGGUUCCAAUGCGGCAGAAUGAAUAGAAGUGUGGUUUGUCUGCAAUAUUUUCUGUUAAUAUGCAGCACUUUGUGGAGAGAAGCAUGGCAAGGGACUGCGUUCAUACUUUAUUCUUGUGGUUUUCUGUGAGUUAAUCCAUACUAGAAGGCAUCACAGAAUGACAGCAGAAGAAAUACCUGUAGCAUUUCUUCAGUUUACCUUAUAGGGCAUGAAGAAAACAAUGUUACUUUUUUWAAAUUACAACAGAUACUGUUGCUUUUUUUGUUCAAAAUAAUUUCUCUAAUAAACUUUUAUUUAAAAACUUGUGAAUGAGCAAGUGAUCGUUAGAAAGACUUGUUUAAAAACAAUCAACGAAUAUAUUCUCCCGAAGUUAUAUAAGCUCCCCUUAAAGCGGUGUUACAAAUGUAAAGGGCUUUCAGUUCUGAAUUUAUAAUAGGAAUCUGGUUGCACCUGCUAGUACUACAAGUGMUGGUUCCAAAAUGACAUUAGAGCACAUCAGCUUAGCUUAGGAGCUUGUGCUUGCCAGUAUAGUUAUUUUUAGUGCAUCUUUUUCUCUUUGGUAUCUUCCUCUAAGGACUCAGUAACCAGAUUAUUUAAUAAGUUACUGCACAGCUAAUCAAAUGGAAGUAAUGAAAUUGAGUCUCCUAAGGUUGUGCUAUAUUCUCAGCAAGUGUUAGUCAACACAGCUUAUUUUUACUUUCUCUAAGUGGCUUUUUAUUUCUGUGGAAUGCUUUUGACUGGCUACUUGCCAAACAGAAUCAAAGGAAAGAGUUGGACUGUAUAUUUCAGUAUACCAUUGAAUAGCUUUGUUCUUUCAAGACUUAAAUGUUCCA